Messenger RNA from Beta vulgaris subsp. vulgaris (sugar beet), 1543 nucleotides. RefSeq lists its product as uncharacterized. The record is from RefSeq and is a predicted model, not a curated record. The coding region runs from base 300 to 1346 and encodes 348 amino acids. The transcript is spliced from 6 exons. Lineage: Eukaryota; Viridiplantae; Streptophyta; Magnoliopsida; Caryophyllales; Amaranthaceae. Gene Ontology annotation, molecular function: phosphatidylinositol transfer activity.
UUCAAAAAGGGCCACGCACGAACAAAGAGAGCAAACAAACUAUAAAAGUCCAACAACACAAACCAAGAAAAAAAAAAAAGUAAAUCCAUGUGUGUGUCUUUAAUUCACAAAGUUUUUAUUACUCCCCACUCAACAUCACAUCACAUCACUUGAAUCAGUCCUCAUCAUCUCUCAAAUAUCCUACCCGAUUCCCCUCCCCUCACCUCUUUUAAUUUCUCUAUCUUCAUUUCACCACAAUCUUGAUUUUACAGAGUCUCAGCUUAAACCCAGCAAACAUUUCUGGAUCUGUCUCCGUAGCAAUGAACACAAAUUUGAAGAUAUCUACUUCUAAUACUUCUAAUAUUCAAGAACAAUGUUUGUCACAUGAAGAAGAACUAAAGAAGAUUGAAUUGGUAAGAACGGCAAUAAGUCCGAUCCCAGAAAAGUUAUCUACAUUUUGUUCUGAUGCAUUAAUUGCAAGCUACUUGACAGCACGAAAUUGGAAUGUUAAAAAGGCCACAAAGAUGUUGAAAGAUUCUUUGCAAUGGAGAUUAGGAUUCAAGCCUGAACAAAUUCGCUGGGAAGAUAUUGCUUCUGAAGCUGAAUCGGGAAAAGUAUACAGAUCAACUUCUGUUGACAAGAAAGGGAGACCUGUCCUCGUCAUGCGUCCGUCUUGUCAGAACUCAAAGUCUGUAGCAGCGCAAAUAAAAUACUUGGUGUAUUGCAUGGAAAAUGCCAUCCUUAACUUACCACCUAAUCAGGAGCAGAUGGUCUGGCUGGUCGAUUUUUGGAAUUUCAAUCUGACAAAUAUUUCACUCAAGUCAGCCAAGGAAACUGCCUAUGUAUUACAAAACCAUUAUCCUGAAAGACUCGGUGUCGCUAUUAUGUACAACCCUCCAAGGAUUUUUGAACAAUUUUACAAGGUGGUAAAACCUUUCUUGGAGCCCAAGACUCGGAAGAAAGUAAAGUUUGUUUAUGCUGAUGAUGUGAGUACUAUGAAGAUUAUGGAAGAGCUUUUUGAAAUGGAACAACUUGAAUCUGCAUUUGGCGGCAAAAGUUCGGAUAGUUUUGAUAUUCAAAAGUACGCCCAAAGAAUGAAAGAGGAUGAUGAAAAAAUGCGAUUGUCUUGGAAAGAAGGGAAUGGUGCUUCUGUUGCUUCCAGUUGCAAUCAUACGCACGAGAUUUCACUGUCACCUAAGAAUGAUCCAUCAGAGGAGGAGGAAGAGGAAGAGGACGAGAAUGACACUGACGGGAGGUCAUGUACUCCAUCUUCAUCAGUUGCUGAGGAUUCCCCCACCUCAACUCCAGAUGCUGGUGUGUCAGUGGCUACCAUGAGUCUUGAUGAUCCCGGACAUGUCAAAGCGUGAUGAAGAAAGUGAUGGCAGCCUAACAUCGGAUAUAACUGUUAAAGACUGAAUCUGACGUAUCUCUCAGUAUAACUUAGCAAUGUAUACCAAAUUCCUGCAAAUAAUCCCUUCUCCCGAUAUUGUGUAUGUAAUUCAACUUUUGCCGCUUCAUAUUAAGAAAGCUGCAUUAAUGGCAAUUUUCUACUUUACAUAGCUAA